GUAAUGAUCAUUCACUCUCCAGAACAGCAGGGGGUGCUGAUGCAGCUCUUAAGGUCCAUUAAAACAAAAAACAGCAGCAGAUGAUGAUGAGGAGCUUAGUGUGAGGAGAGCAAAUCAUUCUGUGUUUACAGGAGCAGUUGGAUCUGAUGGAUGAAGUUCCAAUAAAAGAUGGAUCUUGUGGUUGGAUUUAAGCUGUUUAACUACUCUCUGCUGUAAUUACACAAGAUAUUGAUGGAGACCUGUCCAACUUCUUGUGAAGGAAUAACAAGCUCUCAAGAACAUAUUAGCGUUGAGGGCCAACAGAAUGAAGAAUUCAUGAAGAUAACCGUAAAGGAAGAAAAACCUGAAGAUGAAGAUUAUCUCUGUUGUGAAACAUCAAGCUCUUUGGACCAACAGAAUGGAGAGAUUUUAAAGAUAACAGUAAAAGAGGAAGAACCUGAAGAUGAUCACUUUCUCUACUGUGAGGAGUGCAGAUCCUUCUAUAUAAAUAAGUGUGAGGUUCAUGGUUCGGCCCUCUUUAUCCCUGAUACACCCAUUCCCAUAGGAGUUACUGAGCGUGCAAUACAAACACUUCCGCAUGGUUUAGAGGUUCGGGAGUCUAGUAUUUCUGAUGCAGGACUGGGGGUGUUUAAUAAAGGAGAGACUGUUCCAGUUGGUGCACAUUUUGGACCCUACCAGGGAGAAGUGGUGGACAGAGAAGAUGCCAUGAAGAGUGGAUACUUCUGGGUGCUCUACAAGAGCGGGCAGUCUGAGGAGUACAUAGAUUCCAAACGAGAGACUCACGCAAACUGGAUGAGGUUUGUGAAUUGUGCUCCUAAUGAAAAAGAGCAGAACCUUGUGCCAUUCCAGUAUCAAGGGGCAAUUUACUUGCGUUGCUGUCGACCAAUUAACCCAGAACAGGAGCUGUUGGUUUGGUAUGAAGAGGAGGUUGUUAAAAGAGCAACAUUUGAGAACCUGUGGAAAAAGAAGUGCGCUGCAAAAGAAAAGAAAGGCGCCCUGAUACAGGUCUUCUCCUGCUCUUUGUGUCCAGUGUCCUACACAUCUCAAAAUUACUUACAUAAGCACAUCAAGAGAUGCCACAAUGAUGAAUAUACACAAGAACUAAUAGCAGAGAAGGCUAAGCAUGAAAGUCUGAUGUCUACAGGCAGCGUGAACAUCCAAGAAGUGUCCUCUGAUACUUUAAGCAAUAACUCCUCUCGCAGACAAAUGCAAAAAGGAAUUCAUCAGUGCUUACAGUGUGGGAAGAAUUUUACUCACCAUAGUGCUCUUCAGCGACACCAGAUCCUUCACACCGGGGAGAAGCCAUAUCAGUGCUUAGAGUGUGAUAAGAGUUUUACCCAACGAGGUCUUCUCCAGUUACACCAGCGUGUCCACACAGGAGAAAAGCCAUAUCAGUGCUUGGAGUGUGAAAAGAGUUUUACUCACCAGAGUGCUCUUCAGCGACAUCAGCGCAUUCAUACAGGAGAGAAACCAUAUUACUGCUCACAAUGUGGCAAGAGUUUCAGCCAGCCGGCUAAUCUCCAACGACACCAGCGCAUUCACACGGGAGAAAAGCCGUAUCAGUGCUCAGAGUGUGGAAAAAGUUUUACAGAGCAAAGUCAUCUAAGAACACACCAGCGAAUUCACAGAGGAGAGAAGCCAUAUCAGUGCUUACAGUGUGGGAGAUGUUUUACCCAACCAGGUACUCUCCAAAUACAUCAGCGCAUUCACACUGGAGAGAAGCCCUAUCACUGCUCAGUAUGUGGGUGGAGCUUCACCCAUUCAGUAACACUUAGGAAACACAAGUGUGUUGAGACGGAGCAAUCACCUCCAGUCAACUAAAAUUUAUCAAUAACUACCAUUACUGUGUUUAGAUGGUUGGUAUUUUAUUCUAUUGUAGGCAGUUCAUGUAGUCCGUAUCCUGGCAGCAGCGAUAGUUAAAGCAUUAAAAAACCUGUUGUACCUGUAUCAAGUUGUAAAUGGUAAAAUUAUGUUCAUAUCAAAAUAAAGUUUGGGGUUCCACAAGGCUCUUUUCUAGGUCUGCAUGGAUGUCCCUGGAAAAGAUAUCGAAUUGAAGGCAGUGUAUUCAGCUCUAAAAUCUCAGUGUACCCUUUGCAUUAGUGCUGCCAUCACAGAAGUGUAAAUUACUUUUACCAGGGACACUGACACAACCCCAUACCAUAGCAGAACCUGGCUUUUGGACUUGUUGCUGAUAACAGUCUGGAUGAUAUUCCUCCAGAUUUCUUGAAUUGUUUAAUGAUAUUAUGCAGUGUAGAGGAAGAGCCCGUCCAAAUUUUCUUUGAGUAACAUUUUAAUAUUUUUUUUUUAUGCAUUUGUUGAA
Trichomycterus rosablanca is the source of this 2320-nucleotide messenger RNA. RefSeq names its product histone-lysine N-methyltransferase PRDM9-like. The record is from RefSeq and is a predicted model, not a curated record. Lineage: Eukaryota; Metazoa; Chordata; Actinopteri; Siluriformes; Trichomycteridae. Bases 232 to 1821 code for a protein of 529 amino acids. Gene Ontology annotation, cellular component: chromatin; PcG protein complex; transcription regulator complex. Gene Ontology annotation, molecular function: RNA polymerase II cis-regulatory region sequence-specific DNA binding; histone methyltransferase activity; DNA-binding transcription factor activity, RNA polymerase II-specific. The transcript has 7 exons. Gene Ontology annotation, biological process: regulation of transcription by RNA polymerase II.